AUGCUCAAUAGUUAUGCCGGCCGAUUUCUCCCGUUAUCUAAGUUUAGGGUUGCCCCUUUAUUAGGCGAUUUUCAUUGCCGAACCAUCAGUGGGUCGGGAGAGCAAACGCAGCUAAGUAAUACGCCAAAUGAGGAGCCUAAAAGCAAAUGGUCCAAUUGGACGGGACGAAACGCAUGGAAAUCUGGUUUAAUGGGACUCACCGGCUUUGGUGCUCUUUUCCUGGGAAGCGUCGUCUUCAGAUAUGGCCCUCCUGAACGCAGCGAAGAAGGAAAUGAGAUAGUUGACAAAUACACAGACCUACCUACGUUUCAGGCGUACGUUUACCGAAGUUUCAGACAUCUUCUUGAUUUCAACCAGUCUAUAAGAGAUCCUGUUAGCGAUAAACUUCUGCCUGAUCCAGUCAAGCCCCCAUAUUAUCAACCACCUUACACAUUGGUUUUGGAAGUUACUGAUUUGCUAGUUCAUCCAGACUGG
Messenger RNA from Protopolystoma xenopodis, 474 nucleotides. Lineage: Eukaryota; Metazoa; Platyhelminthes; Monogenea; Polystomatidea; Polystomatidae. The record is from the annotation of a GenBank genome assembly.